AUGCAUUUCGAACAACUACCAGAUGAAUUACUACUAUUUAUAUUUGGUUAUCUACAAAAGUUUGAUCUGUUAUACGCAUUCAAUCAGCUGAAUUGGAGGUUUGAGCAAAUUCUCGAAUCAUAUUCCCAUACAAUUGACCUAACAUACAAAAAUAAACCUUCGUAUCGACAAUUUUGUCUAUUUUUCGAGUAUAUUCUUCCUUUAUACAGAGAAAAUAUUCGAGUUCUAAAGAUCAGUGGACAACAUCAACUUCAACUUCUAAAAGAUCGAGUCCACUCGUUCUACAAUCUACAAACAUUAAUAAUAGACGACGACGACGACGACGAAGAAGAAGAUGAACAUAAUUUUUUUCAUGAAGCCUUUCAAAUACCUUCAUUAACAUCACUCACAGUUUCAUUUGCCAAUGACAAUGUAUUAACCGUGCUUUGUGAUUCAGAAUUGCCACAAUUAAUUGAUUUGAACUUAUUUUAUUUUCGUGGUUUAUCCGAUAUUAAUGAAGAAGUUUCACGGAUGCCAACUUCGAUCACGCAUCUACAAAUUUCUUUGGCUUCUGUUACACCUUUGUCUAAACUAUUCAAACUGAUGCCACAUUUGAUAUCGAUAGACUUACUAAUGAUCACCUUCGAUAAUUUGCAAUCAAAUAAUUCAUGGGAACUUCCAGAAAAGUUAGAAGAACUUUACUUACAAUUUGGUCAGUACAAAGAUGAAGAUGAACCUGAAGUUCAACCGAAAAUAAAUGUAAUAAAAAUGUUUCUUGAAUUCUUUAAAGAAAAACUACGAGCACUCACAUUAAUAGUAAUAAAUGCUGAACCACAAUUUUCCAAUUUCGACAAACUAAACAAUUUAAUUUCUAACUUCGAUCAUCUUCAAACUUUCAAAUUUUCCAUUCAUACUUUAUACAAACCAACAUCGUCGUACUUUCCGUACGUUCAAACGCUUCGCAAUUCGAACUACUUACUUUCUACGAUACCCAUUCCACAGCCUCGGAACGCUUUCAAAAAGUGUCAACCAUUACUACAAUACACACCGACCUCACUAACAUUUGAAGAGGUUUACAAGUCACAGGAUCUUUACAAUUGUCAACACUUACGAAUUCAUGCUUAUAAUGAACUUGUACCUAACAAACUUCAAUUAUCAGAUAAAAUAAGAUUUUCAAAUCUCAAGAGAAUUGAUUUCUAUCAUAUUGAAACUCUCAAAAUAGAUGUGCUUUCGUUCAUAUCACUACUUUUACAACAUUCUACAAAUGUCAGUUUGUUACUCGUAACAACGACGAAUACUGAAAAAGCUAUCAAACAAAUCGAACAGGUUAUCGUGCCGCUAUCAAAAGCAAGGAAAAAACAGAUCACGCAUUUUGAAUUGAGUUUAUUUUCCGAUGAAGAUGAACAAGGAGCUAUUACGAAUUACCAUUAUCAUUCGACAUUUUUCUUAGAACUAUCAAAACUUGGUCUAUCAAAAAGUUUGAGAACGUUGAAAUUCUAUUCAAAACAAUUGUUUAUCGCUGAUAAUUAUUAUAGAACUCUAUGUGAAUUUAUCAAUGUUGUCAGAAGAGAUUUUAAGAAAUUAACAAAUUUGACAGUGGAAAUGCGUUCAAUUAAAAACGUACAAGAAUACAAUGAAUUCCAACGCUUCAAAGACGAACUAUAUGAACUGAAAAAGACGAUGUACUAUACAGAAAAGUUACAAAAUAAUUCUUAUGUUAUUAGUUUUUGGCUUUAA
Molecule: messenger RNA, 1716 nt
Organism: Adineta ricciae
Lineage: Eukaryota; Metazoa; Rotifera; Eurotatoria; Adinetida; Adinetidae
Source: the annotation of a GenBank genome assembly